Messenger RNA from Rhopalosiphum padi (bird cherry-oat aphid), 5127 nucleotides. RefSeq names its product neurensin-1-like. Gene Ontology annotation, cellular component: transport vesicle; neuron projection; neuronal cell body. The transcript is spliced from 4 exons. The record is from RefSeq and is a predicted model, not a curated record. Lineage: Eukaryota; Metazoa; Arthropoda; Insecta; Hemiptera; Aphididae. Bases 562 to 1500 code for a protein of 312 amino acids. Gene Ontology annotation, biological process: nervous system development.
GCGCGUAUUUGCGUGUUUUUGCGAUUGUGCGCUGUAGCGGUGUGUGUGUGUGCGUGUGUGCGUGUGCAAAUAUAACGUUGUACACGACUACGGUAGUUCGUCGGCGGCGGAGACGCGCGCAAUUCCCAUUCAUCCGCCAAACGCAGCGUAAUCAGCACGCCGAUAGCUACCCCUCGCGAGAUACCAGAGUACGCCGCCGCCGCCACCACGGUUAUUAUAUCCAUCAUCAUCAUCUCAUCGUCGUCGUCGUCGCAAUGAUUAAGCCGUGAAAACCGUUUGGACUCGCCGAUCUCACCUAUAUACUUAUAAAUAAUAUUAUACACACAUAGAGCACACGUUCGUCCGCUUCCGUUCCUGGACACCCGGAGACCGGAGUGCGGUCGGAUCGCACGCAGCAGAUGGAACUUCGGCGGUGGUGCGGGCGGAGGCAUCCGCAGCAACAGCGGGUCGACGAUCGGACGGCGACAACAGUACGGGCGGUGGUGACGGUAACAGCUGCAGAUUUCUGACGACGUACCCACGCGGGCGUGUUUCAGAGGCCCACCGGUGUUGACCGUUCACAUGACGUCCGAUAACGAUGGCGACUCCGUGGUGGCGUCAUCGGGCUGUAGUGGUCGCCUAAGCCCCGCACCCGGCGCUAAAACAGGCCGCGUGCCCGCCAUUGCCGCCACUACCACCGCCGCCGCCAAGGGGAUACUGGUACACAACAACAAGAAAUCGGCCAAUACGAACCGUGUGAGUUUUGUCACAAAUUCGUCUACGACAGCGUCCUCGUCGUCAUCAUCUCUGUCGUCCGCUCCUUCGCCGUCGGUCGAGCGGUCCAGGAAAAAAAAUCACCAACAACGGCGAUCGGUCGACGGGGGCGACGACGUCCAACAGUUGCCUUACCACGCGAGGACUGGCAGACGGCUGACGGGGUUCGGCGUCAAGAGUUACUUGCACGAGUUCUAUGACGAUCCCGAUGGUCGCGAAUUGUUUCAGGUUUGUAUAUUAGAUGACGGCGGUGGUGGCAGCGACGACGACGACUUCAAAUACUUGGUGGAACCGGAAAUCCGUUGGUAUCACCACUGCAGUGGCGCGUUCGCGAUAUUUGGACUGGCCGUCAUGGCCAUGGGUGCGAUAGCGAUGGCUGCCGGCCACCUGAUACCAGCCAAGGACCCGGUAGUCGGCCGGUCUUCACACAUGGAGGUGAUCGACCGGAGGGCUGUUUCGUUCAACGAUCACUUGGCCUUGUGCCGUAACAUCGGUUCGGUGGUGUUCGCCGUCGGCGUCGUGUUCAACGUCAUCCGGUUUUGGGCGUCGGUAAUAAGGAACAGCGGCAGCGGCGUCGUAGUCAUCGGUGACAACAGCAAAGAUCGGGCCGCUAAGAAACUGCGGACCGGCCAGGAGCGACCGUCGUCGACUAAGGCACAGACGGUCCGAAUACCCAUCACGGGCACGUUGGAGAACGUACAGCCUGACCCGUUGGCCAUAAAACUGCAGUUCGCCGACAGCGGUUAAAAGACUAUACAAUUUUAAAACGCAAUAUUAUUAAAUAUAUUAUUAUAUUAUUAUUGAUAUUAUGCUGUAAUAUUGAGUACCUACGUAUACUGUUGUAGCAUAAACUAUAUAGACAGUAUUAUUGUUGUUAUUAUUAUUAUCAUUAUUACUGUGACGAUUAUUAGUAUAUAUUAUUAUGUAUUUAUAAAGCUUAAGCUUGUGAUGUGAUAAUGCACAAAAAAAAACCUUGAAAUAUUCCACUCAUGAAAUUUUGAAAAAGAAGAUAACUAUAGUAUAUUAGUACACCCACUAUAAAUGAAGAUCGACGGUGGUAGUUUCAAUUCAUAUUUAAUACGUUUUGCGGAGUUUUCAUCGUGUGUCUCCUCCCACAAAGUGCGUAUGAACGGUGUUAAACAGUUUAACAUAAUAACGUCGUACUAUACGCCCAAAUUAACUUUUAAUUAUACCGUCGUAUUCUCUAGAUUUAAAUGCAACAUUUCAUUUUUUAUUAAAGCAUACAGAGUCUAACGUCGUUUGUGAUAUUUUAUUUGUUAUAAAUGUAUUAUUUCGUUAAUGUGUUAUUACCUAUCAACAGUAUCAGGAAGUAGUAUUGAAGCGUGCUAAUGUUAUAUAAAUCUAUCGAAUUGUUCCGCCGAAAACUGUUCUUCAAAUAAAAAUAACAUUCUUCCAUUGAACAGUAAAAGCAGAAUUUAUGUUUUUCAAUAAUAAUAAUAAUAAUAACAAUAAUAAUGAUAAUAAUAACCAGACGAAAGAGCUUAUGGAAUCUCCGGUCUUCACGAUAAGGAUUUGCGGUAAUAGCAUUGUACUUAAGGAAUCACUGUUUGUCCUUGAUAUCGAUUAUUUUUAUUUUUUUAUUGUCAAAUACGACAUUUCAAAGAAAAAUGAUAUUUAUUUAUUUAUUAAGCAUGGCACAAAUACAUUCUUAUGUAACCACUUUUUAACUAUAAUAAUAACCAUUAUUAUGAUAUUAUACAGUCCAAUUAUGCAUAAUAUAUAUUAUACUAAUUAUAUGAAUCUAAAUAAAUAUAAUUUUAAUAAUACUAUGUUAUCCUAUUAUACUAGAGAUAUAUUAUUUAUUAAGUUUAUUUUUAAUUAAUAUUGAUCUAAAUAAAUGUUAAUAUUUUUUGUGAUGUGGUAUGAAUAUUUUAAAUAAUUUAAUAAUUAAAGGCUGUGGUUUGUAAUUUGCAUAAAAUUGGCUAUUGAUUUAUAUUUAUGAAAGAUUUGUACACGAAAUGUCAACAAUUUUUGUUUGUUUAUAUUUUUUUGGUAAUUAACAUACAACUCUAAGAAAAUCAUAAAAAAUUCCUACAAUUCGUAGUUAUAUUUAAUAUAUAUAUAUUAAUAUCAUUCUGGUAUUAUGUUGUAACACAUUUAUUAAAAUAUAUAUUAUACACUACAGGUUUUAAAAAAAAUAUAUGUUAAAAUCAAAAUCGAAUUGCUAAAUAAUGCUAUUUUUUAUAAAUAUAAAAUCAUAAUGUACGCAUUUAUACACUGAGAUAUUAAAACAUUUAAAACCAUCAAUUCUACUGAUUUUUGUACAUUUUAUUUUUGUAACACACAUGAUUGUUUGUGAUUUUGAAUGGUGCGCCGUGUAUAUUUUGUAGACUAACAGUUCCUUCCCGAAUAUGUUGUGCUACAUUAACAUUUCUAACUAAUUUGAUUUAAUCUAUGUAUAAACAAUACACAUUAAUAAAAGUUUAUUUAUGUUAAUAAUGUUUAUGGUUCAAUGGUUGUAACAAAUAAAACAUGUAAUUAAAAUAAUAAAAUACCUAUUCAAAAUGUAUCAAAAAGUUUUAUUUUUGAAUUUUAGUACGUGUUACUAUAUUAUAACAUUUAAAUUGAUAUUAUUUCAAAAUAACAAUAACGAUACACGUAUACAAAUGUCAAAAAACAUAUCACUUUAUAAUUUUUUUUUCGGUAAUUCUUAAUUUAAGUUUUUUUUGGUACCUGUUUAUGAUAUUAACAAACAAUAUUUUAUUAAUUUAAAAUUUUAAUGGUCAAUAGUUUAAAAUAUUGAAAAAUGAUAGCUAUACAACAGUUAACAAAAUUAUCUUCCAAAUUCUAUCUCUAUGUUGAAAAUUGUUAAUAGAUACCUAUUUAAACAAAAUUUUAAUUUAUCCAUGUGUAAAAACUAAAUCAUUUAAAAGUAUAUUUUAUUUAUCACAAAAAAUACACGUGUUUCAUAACAUAUUUUACUGAAUAUUAAAAUUAAAUGUAAGACUUUAAUAAUCUUGAAUUUAUAUUUUUUAGUUAUUAUUAUUCACUGUUUAAUAAUAACACUGAUUGAUUUACAAAAUAUUAAUUAUUGUUAAUGUUACGUAUUUAUUUAUUGCAUUAAUUUAUAACUAGAUAAAUAGGUAUCUACUUGAGCCAGAGCUAUCCUCUACGCACCGGAAUAUGUAACAACAUUUAUAAUUUACAAAAAUUAACAUAAUUUAAUAAUACUAAACUUUUGUAAUAGUUCAAUUCUAAUUUGUAUCAUAUGACAAUUGUGUACUGUUACCUCUGCAAAUAUAUCUAAAAGCUUAUGAUAAUUAUUACAACUAUGAUAAAUGUUCUAUUUAUAUUAAUAUAAUAUUAAAGACACGUGUAACUAUGUUACAUUACAUUAAUGUUUAACUUCCAUAAUAUAUUAUAUUACAGCCUUGUUCAAGAAUUGUCAAUAAGUACCUAGUCAAAAUAUGUAUUUUUCUUUAUUUUAGGCUAAUUUAGUAGGUAUACGAAAUGUUAUGCUUAUAAAUCGUAUUUAUGAAGUUCUACGAACAGAAAUCAAAAAUGUCUAUUUUGUACUCAGUUAUUUUUAAAAUGUAUCAUGCGUAGACAUAUUAGUCCAUGCCAUAGAUUAUUAUUUAUUAAUUGUUUCAUAGGUACAUAUCUCAAUUGUUAUAAUUGUAAAAUAUAAUUAUUAAUUAUAAACCAAAACUGACAUAUUAUUUUGUCGCCAUAUAGGUAUAAAUAAAUAAUAAUAUUUGAUCAUUAUCAUCUAUCAUACAUUUAAAUUUAAACACCUUGUGCAAAUAAUGCAAUUUAGUUAAAAACCAUAUUUUAGGGUUUUUUUUUAACGUAAGUAGUUAGUAGAUACUAUACAGUGUAAAGAGUAGAUAGUUACCAUAGUUUGAUGAUGAACGAAUUAAAUAAGUGAUUUAAUAAUGUAUAAUAUUACUAAACUCAAAUAUAGCUGAGAAAUCAAUAUAUGAUAUUGUUCAUAGUAUAUUGUAUUACAUAAAAAAUAUAAAUAUAUCUACCUAUGUAAUAAUAUUUAAACAUUAGUCUAAAGAAAUAAUGUUAAAUUAAAACAUAUGUUGUAAUACAAUUUAACUAAUAUGCAUAUAAACAAACUAGUACUUAUACAUAUUUAGUUAAUAUUACAAUUUUUGAACUUAAUAUUAAUGUGUAUUAAUUCUGAAGAAAAAUAAUAAUUUAUAUUAUGUACAUUAAAAAUGCAUGAAUUGUUAAAAUUCAAAAUUGCUUACAAUUAGUUAAGUAUUUGAUAUAUUUUAAGACGAAUAUAGUUAUUAAAAAUCAUUAAAUCUAAUAACCGAUCAUAGAAAAGCUAAUGUAACAUUUUUGUUUUAAAACAAUCACAACAUAAUUACUAAAAAUAUAAUCUGUAGACAUUGUGCAAGA